AUGCACCUCUUCCACGUUGUGGGUGGCGAGUCUUCACACUGCCAGGGGCGGCACUGCAACAUCGAUAGGCAUCUGGUCCUGGACAAACAAUGUCCGGUCUGCAAAACACCUAUCGAUGUCAUGGAGCGCUCAUUGAAAACACGCCUGAACAAAGAUGCUGAAAGAGUUGGUGCUCUCUGA
Molecule: messenger RNA, 180 nt
Organism: Symbiodinium sp. CCMP2592
Lineage: Eukaryota; Dinophyceae; Suessiales; Symbiodiniaceae
Source: the annotation of a GenBank genome assembly